UUAAUUUUCGUUUAAGCAAUUGAAACACGCGAAAAAGGCAAGAACUUGUAGCGGCAUUAGUAUUAAAACAGUAUAGUUUAAACGGAAUAACAGUUGCUAUGUGUUAGCAGAAAAGUGCGUGCGCCAUACGAUUUUGUAAGGCUUGGUUUUGCUUGCGGCCCAAAACAAGUAAUUUGCAAAGAAUCGCAACGAAGUUGCGAUGCGCUACAACUGAGCACCUUAUGUUGCUGACCACGUAUCAUCUAAUCAGCUAUUUAAGCGCUUGUUGUGCAUUAAAAAGUGUCUAGAGUCGAUGUUGUAAAAAAGUAUCUGUGUUGCAACGACCGCGUGCUUGUGACGUAGCGUGCAGCGAAAGCGCUGGCAGUACCAGGAGCAGUCAGGCAGGCGGGAGGCAGGCAAAACAACGCUGGCAACUGUCGAUAACUUUUGACGGUGUGUCGGGAGUUAUCGCGCAAGGACCACGGAGCGAUUGCCGCUAGCACUUUUGUAAGUGGGUGGUGUGAAAAAAGUGCGUGAGGAAUUGUUUAUACGUGAAAAACAGUAAGACUAGCAAGCAAGCAACGUAAUAAUAAUUAUGUCGAUAUUGUACUAAGGUAGUUGCUUGCUAAGCAGACGCGCAAGUCGGCUUAAGAAGUUAGGCAAGUCCUCAUGCACCUAAUGGGCCUUACUAGACUUACUGGUGUUUGGCCCAUUUUUGCUUGGCGAGCAAUUUGCUGUGGCUAAAUUGCCGCGCGUUAAUUACACGAAAUUUACUUGGACACAAUUUCUGGGUACUACCGGCUUCGUCAUACUGAGUUGUCCUGUUUGUUUCUGAAAACGCCGGACGCAGAUUGAUUUUUGUUAAGUUAUGCUUCUAAUUCUGGUAAAUUCGUUCAGAGUUGAAUGAUCUCAGGUCAAUGCUUGAAAGCAAAUCACAAAACCGCAUUUAAUUUAGAUAAUUUUCACUCACUAAAAGUACCCAAGGACAAUGUCCAAUAACAAUCAUCCACACGGUCAUUUAAGCCAAGCUGCACAGAAUCCUUCAUGGAAUCCCCUGCAAAUACCAUCGUAUAUACCGCGACAACCGCAAUUGGCGCACAUGUCCAACGAACGGCCCAUGGUGCGCUCCCCGCUGGCCUGGCAUGCGUCCGCACAGCCGCCGCCAGAUGCCAUUUACAAUUUCAUGUCGGCCAAUCAUAAAAACUUGGAUCAUCAUCAUCAAAUGAAUCCACUUCUAGCACCGCCAUACGUCUCUGGAACAUUGCCAUUUGACUCCAUGGAUUUGUCGCUACAAUCAAGUCGCAGCUCUGCUCCGCCACUCAGCAAGUCUGGCUUGACACAGCAAUCCCCUCAACAACAACAACAGCAAUCGCAACAACAGCAGCAGCAGCAAUCACAUGCAAAUACGCAUCAGCAACAAACUUCCCAUCUCCAUGCGCCCAACUACCCAACGAUCCAUAAUCUGACGUCUAAUGCAUCUGGCUCACAGCAACAGCAUCUGGCGGCCAUGGUUGCUGGGCAGCAUGCACAUUCAAGCCUACUGCCCAGCAAUGCGCCGCCCACAGCCACACCCACGUCGUCGGCCACCCCUAUCAGUGGACCGCCAAAUAAGUACAUCAAUGCCAAUGGAAGCGAUUGCGAGUCCUUACUGCCGCCGCCGCCUACCACGCCCACUAGUCUGGUGGCCAACGCUCCCAGCAGUAAUCAUGCUAGCAGUAAUAAUAACGUUCAUUACAUGCAAUCCAACCGCGAUGAGAACUUCAAGCUGGCGCAACUAAAGCGCAACUUUGAACACGAGUCCAAGCCCAUGCAGAAACCCCCAGAACUGCUCGGGAAAGACUGCAGCUUUGGAGCUAGUACUGGAAAGCUGUCCACUCACAACUUGCAGCAACAUGUGGCAACUAACAAGAAGGGGUCGCCGCUACGUAACUACCAUCAACAGCAGCAGCAAUCAUACAGCAUGAAGUUUAAUGGACCCCAGACGCCUCCAACGCCACAGUCGCCAGUAAUGCAACAAACCCCACAUCAAAUGCAAUCGCCAACAGCACACGGGCCUCCGCAUGGAUCAUCUGGUUUGGAUUAUAAUCAAUUGCAUAUGCAUCACCAUUUGCAUUCUGGAAAUUACGGGCCACAGUCGCACCAUAUGUCACAACAAGAGCAACAGCAGCAGCAACAUCAUUUACACUUCGCGCCACAUCACAAUCAGCACCUGCCCACACAAAUACAACAGCAACAGCAACAACAGCAGCAGCAACAACAACAACAGCAGCAACAACAACAUAUACCAGGCGCACAGUAUCACGCACAACAGCAGCAGCAAUCAUCGCCUCAACAACAGGCACCGCAACAAUUGCAUUCCCGUAGCUCGCAAUUAACGAAUCUCGACAUUUUGCCCAAGCCCAAGGAAAUGCCAGCACGGGAGGAUCUGAAGGGUGAGGAGGAUCACACCGUCAUAACCGACUUAUCAACAACUGCUUCUUAUCGCACACAUGUGCCCGCAUUGCCGCCACCGCCGACGACGAGCUCAUCUGCCGACAACGAAAAGGCCUCGCAGCUUUUAGAUGCCCCUGAAUCGCCUUACUUGACCACAUCGAAUGAGGAGUCGCUGGAAUCGAACAGCAACAGCAGCAGUCGUAAACGACGUAAACGAAAAUCCAGUCAAGUCAUGCGUUUGACGCCGAGCGACAAUGGCACAAUCUCCACCACCGCUGUUGCCGCCGAGGAGCAGGAUGAGCAACUCAAGCGUUCCCGCAUGUCCAACCAAAACACAAACAGUAACAGCUGCAGUCCCAAAUCACUGCCUGCACAGCAGCAGCUGAAGUCUCCAAAUAAUGGUGGCACCGAACUGGAUACGUUUGCAUUGCAGACAACUAACAAAAACAAUAAGAUGGACACUGAGCUCGCCCAAGAAAAUGGAUGUCCAAUGCCAACACAUACUCAGUCCACGCCAGGAGCCACUUCAGAAAAUAGUAAUAGCGCACAGCUGUACAACGAUGACAAGCCCAAGACUAAGAAACAAAGACAGGCGCUACUGCAGCGGAACAUAAAGGAGCAGCAGCGUCGGCAGACUGAAGAUGAAUCCCAGGAUUUGCCGGCCAAAGAGGAGCCUGUGGCACAGCCUAUGCCGCCAAGUCCGCAAAGUAAUAGUAGUAGUAGCAGCUCAAGUAGCUCCAGCGGCGGCACUCACAGUAGCCACAGCCAUAGUCAAAGCGAUAAUACGAAAGCAACGACAGACACGCCAGCUUCGCCGGCACUUGUGGAACAAGGGAACAUCGAUACCAAGCCAGUGGUAAGUGUACACGAUGAUGAAGACGACGAGUUGUUCAAGAACGCGGAAAAAACAACCGCUAUUGUUGUGGCCCCUCCGACAACGGUUUCAGAAGGUGGCAGUGAACCUUGCCAUUUCGAAGAGGUGGAGGACAAGUUGGAGGAAAUGUUUGCCGGCAUUGAAGAUGAGCCCGCUGAGCAGUCAACUCGCGUCAUAUCACCAACAAAGCAGGUAGCAGCUGCUGCUAGAAAUGACCUUAGCUCGCAACUCACGUUAGAAAACAGUGUACGGGCUGCUAAGGCAGAGGAAAGCAAGUCAAAGGAAACUGAACCGACUGCAAAACUUCAAGAAGAGCAGCAGCCAGCGCCUACGCCAGAGGUGCGACCAAUGGCUACAAAAGCUUCAAUGAAGUCCACAAUGCCUAGUCCCAUACACAGCCCCACACCUGAGGCACGCUCCACAUCUACACCGGUGCCAGCCCCACACACUGAUCAGAGUUGUAGUGAUACACCCCCACAGUCACAAGAGCAGCUACAGAGUCCACCAUCAGCUGACUUUAAGUCUACGCCUAGUCGCCGCUUGCCGCCACGCCGACUGUCCGUGGGCAUUGAUCCAUCGCUUUUGCGUUUUAUGAUAGACGAUCCGUCGAAGCCAAAAAAGACUGCAGGAGCGCGCAAGAAGCUGCAAGGCUCAGGGACCCCCGAUCUGCAAACGCCAAUUCAUAACGAAAGUGAUGAUGACAAGCCUAGCACCUCGGCGGCAGCGGCAGCAGCGUUAGCAGCGCGCAAGCUCAGUGAGGCGGCAGCUUCGCAGGUGCUGCUUGAUCCAAAAAGCACGUCGACAAAAACGCCGCCCUCAAAAAAGAAAAAGGCCACGGCCAAGGGAAAGAACGCCAAAAGUGCGGGUGCUUCAACGAAAAAUGCUAAGAACAAUGCCAAAAAUGCCAAGCAGAAGAAACAAAUUGGUGGUCGCAAGCCUCCAACAACGGAUGAGGAUAGUACACCAGCACCUAGCAAAGAGAGCAAUGGCUCAUCCGAGCAGAAACUAAAAUCCCCAUACAUACUUAUCAAGCCCGAUGGUAGUAUCGUCAUAAAGAACGCACAUACAUCCGAAGACGUCAACGAUAAACAGACGAAAGUAAAAAAGGCACCGCACGAACGCAAAAAUGUUCGUGGCAUGCACUCUUCAACGCUAAGCAACCGUUACGAUGCCGACACCACCGACUCCAGUUGGAUAUGCGUGUUUUGCAAGCGCGGACCACACAAGAUGGGCCUCGGUGAUCUCUUUGGCCCAUAUCUAGUCUCUGUAGAUUGCGAGGAAUAUCGCAUGGCAAUACAAGCGCCUGGUGCGCAGGAAAUCGAUGCUAAAAAGCGAAUGCGUAGCGACAUGGUUCAGACGAAUGCACGUAAUGUGCCCGCGGUGGCGGCCACAUUGGCGAAAAUCAUGCAGGCGCCAAAGAUUACAAUGCACAAGCGCAAACGAAAGCAACCCUUCGAAAACACCUAUUCCUGCAGCGAUGAUCAGAAUGAAUCGCAGUGCUCGUCAGUGGAUGUGGAUCCGCUCGACUGCAGUUACGAGACAAAAUUUAUUGAAACAUUUCGAGGCAUGUGCAAGACUUCGGAGCACGGGUACGAGGUGUGGUUGCAUGAGGAUUGUGCUGUAUGGGUCAGCGACAUACAGCUUAUUGGCGCCCAUCUACAAGGACUUGAUGCAGCGGUGUGGGAUAGUUCGCGAUCUCAGUGCCUUCAGUGCUGUCAGCCCGGUGCCAUUGUCUGCUGCUUUCAACGCGCCUGUGAGGCGAAAGCUCACGUGCCCUGCGCUCGUUCCGCCAACUGGAGUCUCGACGAAAAGAAUCGUAUGGUAUUUUGUGGACAACAUGCACCGCCACCAUCGACAGGAACAACAACAGAAAUGGUGUCUCUAAGAACGACACCAGCUACACCAGCGUUAGUUUCCGCCGCUCCUCUGGCGUCUACGGCGCUUAAUGUCAAUUCGCUUCCCUGAGUGCGAGUGCGCCUGCACAAUUGUCUGGCCAUUAAACGUUGAGCGUGCCAAGUGUAUGUUUCUUUGUCCGUUUCGCUGUACAGUGUACACACGAGAGUUAAUCAGUUAGAAUGCGUUAGUUAUUUAGGGCAAUACACUUAAGCACAUAUGUAAUGUUACUUUAUGUUAAGACUUCAGUGUUUGCACUUUCAUUUGUGGUUGUUACUUUAGAAUAUUUCCUUAAUAUAUCUGCACUGUAAAUAAUUUGAAAUGGCCAAGGAAUAAUGGGAAUUCUCCCAAAGCUAUAGCUACUGCAGCCGAAGUGCGCGCACAUUGCAUUUUAAAGUAAUAUUAAUAUUUUGUAUAAACUAGCUGCGGAACAUUUAAGUGCUGACGUUUUGUUUUUAUUAUUUUUGUGUUUGUUUUUAAAUGUCAAACAAGAUUAUUUACGCCUUUAAUUGAUCAACAAUUAUUAGAUAUUAAUCGUAGGUAGCAGCAAAGUUACAACAAAUUAAAUGCCCCAAUGGUUUAAUUAGCUUGCUCAUUUGCUUAGCCCGUCCCAUUAGUUUUCACAGCAUCACAUUAUUUUUCUUCUCGACCAAAAUUUCAUUUUCUUUUAGUUCAAUUUGUGUGUGUAUAAACAAAUACUCCAUGCCAUAACACUUAAUAUCCAAAAAUAUGCAUAACAUAUGAGAAAAAUUAUAGAAACGCAAUGUGCACAGCAUUAACUGAAAUAAGC
This is a messenger RNA of Scaptodrosophila lebanonensis, 5969 nucleotides long. RefSeq lists its product as uncharacterized. Lineage: Eukaryota; Metazoa; Arthropoda; Insecta; Diptera; Drosophilidae. The coding region runs from base 968 to 5251 and encodes 1427 amino acids. The transcript is spliced from 9 exons. Gene Ontology annotation, cellular component: nucleus. The record is from RefSeq and is a predicted model, not a curated record. Gene Ontology annotation, biological process: regulation of transcription by RNA polymerase II.